Messenger RNA from Lactuca virosa, 2257 nucleotides. The record is from the annotation of a GenBank genome assembly. NCBI's taxonomy places the organism in Eukaryota, Viridiplantae, Streptophyta, Magnoliopsida, Asterales, Asteraceae.
GGACGGGAUGUCUAAGGCUUAAAAAAUGAAGUGGGCCGUCGUACAAUGGCCGUCGGCCCGUCCACUGCACCCGCAGCCGCAGUUAAACAUGAAAUAAGGAACCCACCGGCAUAGUGGUGGUUACUCUCCACCCCUUUCUCUCUCACACACUUGCCAAUCAUCAUUCAGCUUUUCAGCACUUUUUGUCACACACAAAACACAAAUCACAAACAUAGGGUUUUUUUAGGAUCUCUUUUUCACUAAAACAAUCAGAAAAACAUCGAUAAAAAUGCCCUAAAAUGGUGUCUGAGUUCUUCUGCUACUACUAUUAGAUAUCAUACCAACAAACGCCCUAAAAAGGUUUGUAAAUAAAUGACAAGGGAGGAUCUGGAUUGCUAUAUUAUUCACUUGUGCUGUACAAGUUGCAACGAAUCGCUUCAGAUCACACUUGGUCCAAUCAACACCUUUAGACAUUGAAUUCAUUUUUAGUACUCAUAGCAACACCUAGUAGCUCAACACUGGAAAAAGUAUUGUAGUUUAGCUGGAAACAUGUGAUGGGUCGAGAAGUUGCUAAGCUUUCUGAUUAAAAGACACAGUUGACGUUUGGAGAUGUUGAAGAGCUGUUUAAUCUGAAGAACUUGACUGAUAGCUCAUUUGUUGCUAUUUAUGUUUGCUUAUCUUUUGCUCGAGAACGUUUUUGCAGUAUUCAUGUUGCCGGAGGGGUAGUUAAGCUAUGGAUUGCAUCAAGGCUGCCACUCUUCUGAAGGGAUCUUUGUGGUUUCAGCUGUUUGUGUUGACUGUCUGUUCAUCCAAUUUGUUAUAUGUAAUGUCAGAGGAGAAGCUACCUCCCAGUCCCCCCACGUCUACGUCUCAACUAGUUAGCCUUCCUAGCUCUGGAAUCUUUGAGCCUAUAGAAAUAUCACCUUCAGUUUUACCACAUUACCCCUUUCUGGGGAAAACUUUGCCACCAAUGUACCCUGCCUUCCCAAAGACAUACAAACCUGUGUUAACGGGCAAAUGCCCCUUUAAUUUCUCUUCCAUUUCAAAUAUCAUAGAGAAAACCGCAUCCGAUUGUUCUCAACUUUUAGCACCACUGGUAGCAAACGUGAUAUGUUGCCCACAAUUUGGUAGCUCACUCCACAUAUUUCAAGGGCAUUUCACUAAAAGUUUGGAUGUUUUAGUCCUAGAAAAUAGCACCGCUGAUGAUUGUUUCUCGGAUAUUGUGGAGGUUUUGGGUAGCAGAGGUGCAAACAGCUCUGUUUGUUCUUUCCAAUCAUCAAAUCUAACGGGUGGUUCGUGUCCUGUGAAGGAUGUAAAUACGUUUGAGAGGACAGUAAACACGAGCAAAUUAUUGAAUGCUUGUAGUGUGAUUGAUCAUCUUAAGGAGUGUUGCAGAUCAGUAUGUCAACCUGCAAUUGCGGAGGCUGCAUUUCAGAUAUCUUCAUUGGCAUCCGAUUCCGAUAAUAUUCAUCUAUUAAAUGACUGCAAAGGAGUUGUCUUUUCAUGGCUUUCAAGGAAACUUCCAUCCGAGGCUGCCGAUUCUGCUUUCCGAUUAUUGGCUGCGUGUAAAGUUAACAAAGUUUGCCCUUUGGAAUUCAAGCAGCCAGUUGAGGUGAUAAAAGCUUGUCGAAAUUUGGGUGCCCCCAGUCCGUUGUGCUGUAGUUCAUUAAAUUCUUACAUUGCGGGAGUACAAAGGCAAAUGUUAAUUACAAACCAACAAGCAAUAAUCUGUGCAUCCGUUUUUGGAUCAAUGCUACGCAAAGGCGGAGUACUUACUGAUGUUUAUGAGCUUUGUGAUGUUGACUUGAAAGAUUUUAGUCUACAAGCUUAUGGAGAAGAAGCAGGGUGUCUACUUAGAAGCAUGCCUGCAGACGUGGUGUAUGACAACUCAAGCGGGUUCAGCUUUACAUGUGACUUGAGCGACAAUAUUGCUGCUCCAUGGCCUUCUUCGUCAUCUAUGGCCUCCUUCUCUCUUUGUGCUCCUGAGAUGUCAUUGCCUGCACUACCAACAUCACAGACGGAAUAUCCUGGCUGCAAUGGGUUUCUUUUGGAUGUGCUCAUAUUCAUGUAUGUGCUUUUUGUACUUCCUUUGAACGAUUAGAUGUAGGUGAGGUGAGAGAGUUUGACUGGUGGCAAAGUAGAUGUAUAUUUUGAGAAUGAUUUUCAAUGUAUAGUGUGUUCAUUUAUUAUUGGUUUUGUUCUAGUGAAUCAUAUAUGUGGUUGGUAUAUAUAGAUCAUCUUUUUGAGUCUGGUGGCGAAAAAUGUUCAUCUCAUGAUC